AUGUUUGAUCCAAAUAAAGUCGCUAGUAAGAAAAAAGAAGAUGAAGAGCGAAAAGUGGCAUUGAGACAGAUUGAAACUUGGUCCAUGGAAAUUAUCCCAUCUGAAAUUCGAGGUGACGCAGUCGUAGCAGCUCGAGAGGUUAUCUGUGGUGAUCCAGAAUGCGCACCGAUUGAUACUGCAGUGACCAUUGUGUUUAACAAAGGAAAAGAUGGGAUGUUUGGACUCCCAAUGGAGGCAAAAGAAGUCACCAAAGAAAUACUAAAAAUCGGCUUUCCAACCCCAGAGGUAUUGCACAAAUGGCAGAGCGGGGAAGAAGCGGAAUGGCCUCCGCUAGAGGAUGAUGUGGAAUUGGAUGAAGCUAUGAUGGGUCAAUUGCCAAAACUACGAUUCGAUAUAGAUUCUAAGGUACUAUGCCGCAUUGGUGAAAAUGCCGAGACGGACUGGGCAGCAGGAACGGUUAUCAAACUGUGGUAUCGCGAACCGAGAUGGCCACGGGGAUCCUUUGCCCCGUACCAAGUCCGACUGGAUGAUGGCCGAGAAAUUUUUGCACCGGCAGAUAUGGAGCAAGUGAUCAAGGCGGCUCCAAUAGGGCGGUGA
Messenger RNA from Cylindrotheca closterium, 597 nucleotides. The record is from the annotation of a GenBank genome assembly. NCBI's taxonomy places the organism in Eukaryota, Bacillariophyta, Bacillariophyceae, Bacillariales, Bacillariaceae.